GAGUCGCCGUAGGGGCGGGGCGACGAAUAGACUGGCUGCUCCGGGGUCGGACUUCCGGCUGUCGCCCUGGGGGACGCGUUGUGUGGAGUCCUGGGGAGGUGGCACCCACUAGGGUCUUCGGUGACCCGAACCGCGGUGGCGGCCCCGCGGGCGUGAUGUUCCGGGGUUUGAGCAGUUGGUUUGGCUUGGAGCAGCCGGCGGCGGGUGGCCGGCAGUCCGAGGGAAACGGGCAGCCCAAGGGAGACGCUCCACCCCAGCAGCGCUCCGAGACGGUGGUGGAGUCGGCGGAGGGGGAGCCACAGCAAGCCGGGGACCAGGAGCUCCUUCACCAGGCCAAAGGCCUUGGCAACUAUCUGUUUAACUUUGCAACUGCUGCUACAAAAAAGAUAACUGAGUCAGUUGCUGAAACAGCACAAACCAUAAAGAAAUCAGUAGAAGAAGGAAAGAUAGAUGACAUCAUCGAUAAGACAAUUAUAGGAGAUUUCCAGAAGGAACAGAAAAAAUUUGUUGAGGAGCAGCAUACAAAAAAAUCAGAAGGAGCAGUGCCCCCAUGGGUUGAUAGUAAUGAUGAAGAAACAAUUCAACAACAAAUCUUGGCCCUAUCGGCUGACAAGAGGAAUUUCCUCCGUGACCCUCCAGCUGGUGUGCAGUUUAACUUUGACUUUGAUCAGAUGUACCCCGUCGCCUUGGUCAUGCUCCAGGAGGAUGAGCUGCUGAGCAGGAUGAGAUUUGCCCUUGUUCCUAAACUCGUUAAGGAAGAAGUGUUUUGGAGGAACUACUUCUACCGCGUGUCCCUGAUUAAGCAGUCGGCCCAGCUCACGGCCCUGGCGGCGCAGCAGCAGGCCGCGGGGAAGGAGGAGAAGAGCCUCGGCAGGGACGCCGAGCUGCCGCUAACAGAGGCAGUACGGCCCAAAACGCCACCUGUCGUAAUCAAAUCUCAACUUAAAACUCAAGAGGAUGAAGAGGAGAUUUCUACGAGCCCAGGUGUUUCUGAGUUUGUCAGUGAUGCCUUUGAUGCCUGUAACUUAAAUCAGGAGGAUCUGAGGAAGGAGAUGGAGCAGCUGGUGCUGGACAAAAAGGAAGAGGAGACAGUUGCACUUGAAGAGGAUUCUGCAGACUGGGAAAAAGAACUACAACAGGAACUUCAGGAAUAUGAAGUGGUGACAGAAUCAGAGAAACGAGAUGAAAACUGGGAUAAGGAAAUAGAGAAAAUGCUGCAGGAGGAAAAUUAGCCAUCUCCUGAAAUAAAAGAAUAAUCCUUAACAUUCUGUAACUGACAUUAAUUUCUAGAUGUCGAUGCUUGCUGAAUCAGAAGGCACAAAAGAAUAUAACUUUAUGAAAUUCAAAAUUAGUCUUUUUUUCAAGCUGAAACUUGCCUCUUCUACUUAAAAAAAGUACAUAGGACGGUUAUUCUAAUAAUCAAAAAGGGAUGUUUUAUGUAACAUUUCUUUAGUAUAAAUAGUCUAACUAGAGAUGUUCUUGUAGUUGAUGCAGACAUCUUUGUCACAGAAACAUAAGUAAAAUUUUAGAGUUCUGUUUUCCGUGAGGUCAAAAAUAUGAUAUAUUCUUCAGUUGUGGUUUUCUAAACAUUUGUACUUCUUGUUGCAUUUUUGUUGAUACAUAUAUGUUAAAGUACUUAUCUAAUGGAUCAAUAACUGUCAAAAUGACCAAAUUGUACCAAAGAACUUAAGAGGAAGCACUUUCAGAACUAUUUUCUUGCAAGUAUUUUCUAAAAUUCCAUCUGGAAACCAAAAGAUAAAAUAAUUAUGUUGAUUAUAAUGAUACAGACAUCACACGGUUUGACAUGGAGAAAUACUGUGCAAAAACAUUUGUUUUUCUUCGGGGCCUUUUUUUUAAACUAUACCACAUUUAAUACUGUUUUCCUAAAUUUUACGUCGUGGUUUUUGUAGAAAGCAGGGCCUUUCAUCCUUUUUGUAUUAAUGACUGUCACAAGCCCAUUCACCUUAAAGUCUCCUGUUGUUUAAAUCGUCAUCACAUACAAAUGUUUUUUGCUUUUUUGGUCUUAAUUAAACUGUCAGUCUUUAUAAAAUUGUGUUGUCUGAGUACAACUUUUGGAACUUAAUUGGUCAGUCCUGCCUGGAUUCCGCUCCACCAGCAGGACCGUUCACAAAACACGGUUACUUGAAAAGGACAGGUGGCUGAACAUCAUAACACUCCAUGGCAUUUGCUUUCAGUAACUUGGGUUUUUCAAGGAGCCUUUCAUAAAGGGGAAUAGAAUGAAGGUAAUUCUUUAUAAGAAACAUGUACAUAUUUCUGUUCUUGAAAAAUUAGUCCCUGGUCCUUUGGCAAAGAUAUAGUCAACUAGAGAAUUGGUGAGGGUGCAAGCCUUACUCUUGGGUUUGUAUUUGGGAUCUGCUUGUGCGAAUAAGUCAGACUUCCUCGGCGAGGACUGCAGGUUUGUAUCUGAUGAAACCCCUGACCCCAUCAUCGAGAGAUUUCCACUUUUGGUGCCACAGUUUCUGUUUACUGAGUUUGAGCCCAGAGAUGGGUCUGGCAAUUUCUGAAAUAAUCCCAUUGAAGGGAAAAAUUUCUUUGCUUUUUAAUAGAGUUUUCUAGAGGGGAAGAAAUACAUUAAAUGUUUUUAAGUAGUUAAAAAUCCUAAAUGUAAGCAGAUCAGAAUAUGACAGUGCUUAGCUGUUAGUAUAUGCACUAAAAUUCUUAUCGAUGAAUAUUGAAUAAAUACAAAAAAGGAAAGUUUUCAGAGAAAGAAACAAAACCUAAAGUGACAAUUGAAAUAUGUAUGGUUGUUGCUAUCAAUUUUACAUGAUACUCCUCUUGCCUGAUUGUCUAUUGCCUAAUUGUGUGUUGUCCUGUGGAAAUAAAAUAAGAUUUUAUACACAGCAUAAAAA
This is a messenger RNA of Vicugna pacos (alpaca), 2870 nucleotides long. It is a transcript of the gene SYAP1, whose product is annotated as synapse associated protein 1. Gene Ontology annotation, biological process: TORC2 signaling; regulation of short-term neuronal synaptic plasticity. The record is from RefSeq and is a predicted model, not a curated record. Gene Ontology annotation, cellular component: nucleus; Golgi apparatus; synapse. NCBI's taxonomy places the organism in Eukaryota, Metazoa, Chordata, Mammalia, Artiodactyla, Camelidae.